Molecule: messenger RNA, 7868 nt
Organism: Chroicocephalus ridibundus (black-headed gull)
Lineage: Eukaryota; Metazoa; Chordata; Aves; Charadriiformes; Laridae
Gene: SLC7A1
Product: solute carrier family 7 member 1
Exons: 13
Coding region: 271-2145 (624 amino acids)
Biological process (GO): L-arginine import across plasma membrane; L-ornithine transmembrane transport
Cellular component (GO): plasma membrane
Molecular function (GO): L-arginine transmembrane transporter activity; L-ornithine transmembrane transporter activity; L-lysine transmembrane transporter activity
Source: RefSeq, a predicted model, not a curated record
UCCCCAUUCAUUGAGGGGCGGAGGCGGGGCCCGGCGGGCCGCGCCGGAGGUGUAAAGCGGCGGCGGGGGAGCGGCGGGGCUGCCUCGCCUCGCCCCUGAGCCCGCCGGCGCUGGGCUGCCCCUCGGCGGGGCGCGGAAAGAGUAAGACAGAACUUCCAUACCCGGGCUGUAUCCAAGGACAUAAAUCUUGAAGGGACAGACUCCUAAUGGCACUGGUUCCACAGGUGUCUCUGAGGAGCUGACCCCACUGCUGGCCAUGCUGGCACAAAGAUGGAGUGUCAAAAAAUUAUCAAUUUUGGAAACCAGCUUCUUCGCCGGAAAAACGUGGACUGCACUCGAGAUGAGAGUCGGCUCUCGCGAUGCCUCAACACAUUUGAUUUAGUGGCUCUGGGCGUGGGCAGCACUUUGGGUGCAGGUGUCUACGUACUGGCUGGAGCCGUGGCACGGGAAAAUGCGGGACCGGCCAUCGUUAUCUCCUUCUUGAUUGCCGCCUUGGCUUCAGUGCUGGCCGGACUCUGCUAUGGAGAAUUCGGUGCUCGAGUUCCUAAGACGGGAUCAGCUUAUCUCUACAGCUACGUGACCGUGGGUGAGCUGUGGGCCUUCAUCACAGGGUGGAAUUUAAUCCUCUCCUAUGUUAUCGGAACCUCGAGUGUGGCCAGAGCCUGGAGCGCGACGUUUGAUGAAAUCAUAGGCCAGCACAUUGAAGAAUUUUGUAAAAAAUACAUGACAAUGGAUGCUCCCGGUGUGCUAGCAAAAUACCCAGACAUCUUCGCUGUGGUGAUAAUCAUCAUCCUAACAGGGCUUUUAAUUUUUGGCGUGAAGGAAUCUGCCCUGGUGAACAAAGUGUUCACCUGCAUCAACAUUCUUGUUCUCGGCUUUGUCGUGGUCUCUGGCUUCGUGAAAGGGUCUGUUAAAAACUGGCAGCUGACUGAACAGGACAUUUACAACACCAGCCGCAGCAUUUACGGAGCCAAUCAAACACAGGAAGAAAAGCUCUACGGUGCUGGAGGGUUUAUGCCCUAUGGAUGGAAAGGUGUCCUCUCAGGGGCAGCCACAUGUUUUUAUGCUUUCGUGGGAUUUGACUGUAUUGCAACUACAGGCGAGGAGGUAAAAAACCCUCAGAAGGCCAUUCCUAUUGGCAUUGUGGCAUCUCUGCUCAUCUGCUUCGUGGCUUAUUUUGGUGUGUCAGCUGCCCUGACGCUCAUGAUGCCUUACUACCAGCUGGAUACCAAUAGCCCUUUACCGAAUGCCUUUAAAUAUGUGGGUUGGGAUGGAGCCAAUUAUGCAGUGGCUGUCGGUUCCUUGUGUGCUCUUUCUACCAGUCUUCUUGGCUCCAUGUUUCCGAUGCCUCGAAUAAUUUAUGCUAUGGCAGAAGAUGGGCUUCUCUUUAAAUUUUUGGCUAAAGUCAACGAGAAGAGAAAAACACCAAUAAUUGCAACAGUGACAUCAGGGGCCAUUGCAGCUGUUAUGGCCUUUCUCUUUGACUUGAAAGAUCUUGUGGAUCUCAUGUCCAUCGGGACCCUCCUGGCUUACUCCUUGGUGGCGGCCUGCGUGUUAGUACUGAGGUAUCAGCCAGAGCAGCCUAAUUUGGCAUACCAGAUGGCUAGGACAACAGAGGAGACAGAUAACAACGAGUCUGUGAGCACCAGUGAGUCACAAGCUGGAUUUUUGCCAGAGGAAGAGGAGAAAUGUUCCCUCAAAGCCAUACUGUGUCCCCCAAAUUCGGACCCUUCCAAAUUCUCUGGCUCGGUGGUGAACGUCUCAACCUUCAUCAUUGGUUUCCUUAUUGUGGGUAGCUGUAUCCUCACUGCCCUUGAGCCGAGCAUUCUGAUAAAGGCUGUAUGGAUUAUUGCUGCCAUCCUUGUUCUUCUUGUCAGCUUCAUUAUAUGGAAACAGCCUGAAAGCAAAACUAAGCUCUCCUUUAAGGUACCUCUUUUGCCUCUUCUUCCUGUUGUGAGUAUUUUUGUGAAUGUUUACCUCAUGAUGCAGCUAGACGUGGGCACAUGGAUACGGUUUGCAGUCUGGAUGGUCAUAGGCUUUAUCAUCUACUUUACCUAUGGAAUAUGGCACAGCGUGGAAGCCACCUAUGCGGCCUCAGCAGAUGCGGAGAGAAACACGGACGCUGGUUCGGACAGCUGUAAAUGACUGCACGUUUGGCUUACGGGCAACUGGGGAAUGGCUGCAGUGAAGGAGGCGUUGCAGUGGGGAUCCUGAACCAGGCUACAUCUGGUUAAUCAGUAAUGCAGGAAUAAGGAAGCAUAAUGUGGGACUCCCCAGCCCUGUUGCUGCAGCUUGCAGUUUGCUUAGUAGCACAGUUAAAAGGGAUCACAAGGAGAAAAAGCCACACCUCUGGCAUACUCCCAGCAACACUGUCAGCUAAUCUGGGGCUAUGCCCUUCCCUUCCUCCCUCUUUUUUUUUUCCCCUCCAGUGUGUAGAAAGAAAACUGCUUCUGUGUGCCAGUUAACCUUAAAUGCUGCUAUGAAACUAGGCCUCACAAAGGUCUUUCUUUCACUAGCCCCGGGAAUUACCUCCCCACAGAGACUCUACCUGAUUAUAGAUGGAGCAGAUUUUGCAGUGCUACUGUCAGGCUUAGACCAGAUCCGUCCUUCACCCGAUGUGAGCUGUACCCCACAUAUACGCACAAAACAAGGCUCUUGCCAAACACCAUCUUUCACCUGGUUAAGAAAGCACCUGCAAGGCUUGCAUUUUUUAAAGUAUCAGGUCUCAUAGUUUUUGUUGUAUUUAACUUUUUUUUAACUAUGUACUCAUAUGCUUUAAAGCGCACCGCUGCUGUGAAAUGUUGGGAGGGUUUGUAGUUGCUGCACAUCGGGUGAAUGGUCAUUUGCCAGCGCGCAGGUAACGCCAGCAGAUGUUUCUGCUGACUAUAGGCUCAGCAGAGGGACUGCCAGGUUUAGCCAUAAAACUCUUUGUUGCAAGUACUUGAAUGGCUUGGGAAUGGGUUCUCCAAAGAGCCGUCCUACCUCGUUGCUUCUUAAAUCACCAGUGGUGUGGCUGCAGUGGUGGGGUGGCUAGCAGAAGUGAGCCCAGCUCUGACAACAAGCAGGGCCCUGUUUUCCCCUCCCCGCAUCAGUUUUGUGUGCUGGACGUGUGGCAUUAGCAAAAGAUUUGUCUGUGAGACUUUGCUUUGGUGUUGGCAGGUGGAGUGUGUUUCUGCCCUGGGAAGGGGAAGCACAGGAGGAUCCUCAGGGGCUUGAACUUCAUCCGUGAGCAGUGCCUGGUGUCUGCCUCCUGCCCAGGGGAGGGUUGUGGGGGUGUGUAGGGGCUUCUUGGUCUCAGUGGUCCCAGUAGAGCUUGCAGCCCAGAAAACACUGCUAAGCUCUAGGGCCUGGCUUGCCGAGAGGAGUUUUCCCUUUGGGGCUAGAGAUCAUCUCCAGUGCCUGGCCAUCGUGAAAGGUGGGAGAUUGAGUUGCGACCAGCGUCUGCGGUUGGUUGGCAAUUGCAGGUAGAGCCUUGUUUUUGCUGUAAGAUUAAUUAAUUUUAUUGUUAUUUUUUAAUUCUCUGUACUAGCUUUCCCCAGCCAAAAAAGGCUUGUUAAAACAUCAGGAAGGUGGACCAUGCCCAUGUAUGCCACUGAUUUAAAUUCACACUUAAGCUUGUAUUGAAAAACAAAUCAUAGAAUCAUGGAAUGGUUGGGUUGGAAGGGACCUUUGAAGAUCAUCUAGUCCAGCCUCCCUGCCAUGGGCAGGGUCAUCUUUCACUAGAUCAUGUUGCUCAAAGCCCUGUCCAACCUGACCUCAAACACUUCCAGGGAUGGGGCAUCCCAAAUAGAUACUGCAGAAGUCCCCUCUCCUGACCUGAGUGGAUGCUGUCCUAGGUUUCCUCCGUGCUACUGCCUCUGAACACCGGACAAUCUUUAAUCUAUUUGUCAGUGUGGCUCUCACUGACAAAGGGAUGGGCUCUUUUCCCCAUCAUUCAGUUGGAGAACUGAAGAACAGACCCCUGCAUGACUUGACCAGGGUCUCACCAGGCAUCUGGUGCAGCAGAAAAGGGAACCAGACCAUCUCCUGGAUUACAUGGCCAGACUGUGGACCAUCUCUCACAGGUGUCCAAGAGAGACUUUAUAGCCUUUCUGCCUGCUGAGGAGUUUUAAUCUUGACCUUCUAGUACACCGAGAGGCUCUUCUUGCCAGGGUUGGAACUGGAGGAAGUGAAGGCAACGUGUGUGUGCGUUGCCUCCCGAGUAUAUUCCAGGGUGCAUUUCGAGUGCAGUUCCCCCCUCAAAAUGAAGUCAGGGUCUGCUCCAGUUGCUGGGUCUUGACCAUCUGCCAAGCCUUUGCUCCUCGUGCAUUUACAAAGUUUUACUCAGGCAGGGAGAGAGGGAUGUCAAAAUUAACAGACACUGGGUUGAGGUCUAUUUUGUUCAAACACAGGCAAGCUCUACACGCUCCACAGCCUCCCAAAAAGCACUGAAGAGGUGGUGGGAGGGGGAGAAAGUGUAAACUCAGAGGGAAGCAAAGUUUCCCGUUGUACCAAAAAUGUAAGGAUGUUUUUCCCUACCUUGGGUACCAGCCUCUGAGCGAUUAAGACAUUGAGCAAUGACCGUUUGGAGGUGAAUUCUAACUGGAAGUGUGUUUCCAAAGAAAAUUAUUUAAAAAUAUGCAGAUUUCUUGCUGCAUGUAACUUUUUUUAAUAUAUUAAUGUUAACUUAUUUUUGUUGUCUACUUAGGGAUCUAUUCUGGUACUUACAUUCCAUACUUUAUUUCAGCUUCUGUGGCAUAUACCAGCAGCACGUAGAAGAAGGAAAAGUCCUAAUGGGGGUCAUUUUUCUUCAGUUGCUUUUUUCCUGAGUAGGUUCAUAGCAAAACCUUUCCGUGUCACCAGAUUUGACAUUUAAAUGUGCCAUCAUCUGUACCACCCCCAGAGCCACCCAAAUUUGCGAGUGGAGGUGAGGUUCUUUAGUGCCUCCCCAUCUCCCACUCCUCCAUCGUGACUUCUUCAACCCAUCAGUUCCCUGGUGGUGGGAGUUGUCGUUCCUUUUGCUGUUUGUUGCUACUCGCCAGAUACAAGGUGGUGAAGGGAACCUGCAGCCCUGCGCAGUGACCGGGAAGCGUAGGUGUCUCCCUGGCUCUGUGCCUACCUGAUUCCCCCAUGUCUAGCUGGAUCUGGGGACCUCCUGGCCUCCUCUUCGCGUGACUUGACCCAGGGAGUGGAACAGUGGGGAGGUGAUGAGUUAGACACAGCUGGUUACUCCUGCCCCAUCCCCUCCUGGCUGCAUCCACCCCUUGCUUCUACGUUUUGUAAGCUGAAAGGCAAAUUUGACUGCCGCUUUCUAGGACAAAGUCAAGGACUUUGCCAAACGAGUGCGCUUUUUUUUUUUUCUUUUUUAUCAUCUCCUCUCCCUCCCUGCUGAUGUCUGCAUGUAACAUAGAUCAAGCCAGGUAUCUUUGAAGACAUGCAACUGCUGCUAUGACCUUGCUGUUGUGGAUGAUAUGCCUUCCUUCAUUUGAGCUUUUCUUUGUAAAUAGUUCAAUCAUUAUUUUAUUGUAAGAAUAUUUUGUACAGAUGCAGAGCAUUUUGCUGUAUGAAGAGGUGGGAAUGGAGAAGCGAUGCCGUUGCUCGGCCUGAGAAUAGGUCCUUUUCUGCCAAAGCUGAGAGACGUAGUAAAAAUGGCUUGCCUGAUCUUUCGGGGCAGGCUCUGGCCCGAAGGACUGACCUUAUUUUAGCGUGUUUGGUUGCUUCCAGCCUGCUCGCGUGGGAGGAACCCUCCGGCAAAGCUCUUGGGAGGGUCCUACCAACUGCUGGUGUGUGGAGGUGUGCAGUGCCGAGGCUGGGGCGUGCAGUUAUAUGGCUAAUCCGGACACAUAGCCAGCCAGCCGUUCUCAAUGGAAAACUGGUGUCUAAACAGCUCCCCCCGCCCCCCCCCCCCCCAUAAAGAAAAAGAAUUGUUUUCUGCAAAAACUACUAGCUUUUGCUUAUUUGCUUACAACUUUCAUUCUUUGGUCACUGAAAAUCAUUACUGUCUGGGUUUCGGCUUCGUUUCGCCCUUUUCCCAUCCCUCUGGAUGUAGUUUGCCGCUGGUUCGGGCAGCGAGUGCCCGUGCUGGGUGUUGGGCAGCUCUGUCGGACACACCAGCCCCAGCCGGGCAUGGCGGGGGCCAGGCUGGGCUGCAGGCAAAGUGCUGAUGGUUCGGAGCCGUUUGUGCUUAGUCGCUGCAAGGGGACCACGCUGGUGAAAGCAUGGCUGGUGCUGACACCAGGCGUUGCUGUUUUAUCGCCAGGGUUUUGGACGGGUGCAGUUUUAGCUGGCAGCGCUUGCUGUGGGCACUCUCACCCAUCGUCCGUCCCAGGUGAAACCAAGCUCCUGUUCAUGGUGUACAGAGGGAGCCUCUCGCUGCCCGCUGCCUCCGAUCCUACAGACUUGGAGACCAGAAGGCAAUAUGAUAGGAUAUGAUGUUUAUAUUUUGUAAAAUCUGCUUCUUUAGCAAUUGCAUUUUACAUCCUAAUGAAUUCCAAUGGGAUUUCAUAAAUUCCCGUCCCCUGAAAGCCCCAUACAAGUGAGCGUUGCUGUCACCUGCCCAAGGGAAUAAGGGCGACAGGCAGGUCAGGCGGGCUGGGGGGACUUGCUUUGAAGGGGAGGAGGAGGAGUGCUGCUGGUUCUCAUGCAGAAGGCUGCCCUGCAUUCCCUCCCCUGCAUGCGCGCCCCUUGGCACCCUCCCCUUUCGAAGGAAGUCUCUUCCCUCUGGCAGAAAAAGCAUCUCUCUUUCUAAAACCUUGUGACAUCCACUGGGCCUGACUUUACCGGGAGGUUCCGUUUCUUCCUUCUCCUUACCAAAAAAUUGCACUUGUUCAAGGCUACAUCUGUGUACACAGGGAACCAACACACGCCACCUCCCCUUUCCACAGGGCCGUCCGCCUGAUCUGUGCAUCCCAAAAGGGAGAUGAAGGCAAAGCUGCCUUGCUGGUGCCAUCAGUUGCUCUGCCCACAGCCAUUUGCCUUGUGGUUUGUCAUUCAUUUCCCACUCCAGCAGCGAUGCCUUCCCCAUAACCCCCGCCCCGGGCUGCCUUACGCUCUGUGUUAUGGUUGCAGCUGGGGUCCCGUGGGGUGUCUGGCACCCAGCUGGAAACCCAGAAGAUCCAGGAACGUCUCUGCCAGCAAGAGCCAGACCUCGAUUUUUCUCAGGGUAUUUGCUCCUGGCUCGUGCUCCGAGACGCGAAGUUCAUCUGGGACCUGGCAGGCUCCAGCCAGCCAGAGGCACCUCUCCCUCUCCACACUGCACAGGGCGAUGGUUUUGGCAGGGUGACUCAUGUUUUUGGGACAACGGUCGGAAGCAAAGUGUUCCCUUGCAGCACAUUGUGCCUUCCAGCUGCGCUGGGUGCAAGGAGCAGGAGGAGCCGCUGGCAGCCCGGACGCGAUGUGCUCGCAAACCUAGCGUGAGUUUGGGUCAUGUCAGUAAAGGGAUUUUUACUGACCGAAGCCAUGGAAGAGUCUGUAUAUUUUUAUUUUUUAACUAUUAAGCAAAAUGUAAAUACCUUUCUGUUGUCUUGUUUGAUGGUCUAUUUUCCUAAUGAUUUCUCAGAAUUUCUUACAGGCGUGAUAAAUAGUUUUAAUGCUUGUUCUGCAAACAAAUCUAUUUUUUAUCUUUUUAAUCUUUGUUUUGGUUUGAUUUUUUUGUUUUGUUUUGGUUUUUUUUACGGUGUCCAUGUAGCGAUUAAAGCCUUAAGUUUUAAAAUGUGAACCUUGCCCCCAGAGCACAGCGCGGGUGCGCAGCUACUUUUUAUCCUGGCGACACUGUAAAUACUUCUCCCCCGGAACGACGCUUUUGGAAGUUGGAAAUUCACUUGUAAUUAUGUGGUACAGCAUUAAAACAUUUUUUCUUGAUACCCAAAUAAAUGGCGCCUAUUGUUUAC